This is a messenger RNA of Meloidogyne enterolobii, 402 nucleotides long. The record is from the annotation of a GenBank genome assembly. Lineage: Eukaryota; Metazoa; Nematoda; Chromadorea; Rhabditida; Meloidogynidae.
UUUUUUGCUUUUUUAAAGAAUUAUGAAAUUGCCUCUAUUGCUAAUGUUGAAAACAAUUCUUUAAUCUUCAUUAAAUACCAUAGCAUGAACAAAAUAAACUACAAACAAGUCCUACAAAAAUAUGAACCAAAUUUCAAUACAAUGAUUACUUUAAUCAAACAACCUGUUCGUUUUCUGCAAUUUACUUUUAAAACUGAAGGUUAUAGACAAAGAAAGGCAUUUAUAAAAUGUGAGAAUGAAAGCGGUAACGAUAAUAUUGCUAUUAUUGAUGUUAUACCUGGAGAUCGACAAACUUGUCGUAAAAAUUCUUUUAACUCACAAAUUGUUAAAACAAAAUUGUGUGCAAAUGAUAAAUACGUUCUUAUAUUUGAAUCAGAUGAAAAACAUACUAAAGUAUAUUAA